GCAUGCCUACCGGGUCGCGCGAACCCACCACUCCACCAGCUCGCAACUCGCAGUUUGCUACGGAACGGGCUCGCAGGUUGCGUUUGCGAUUGUAUAAUCGCUGCGAGUAAAUCGCAGUUCGCGAGUUUUUGCUCAUCUCUAGUAGACAGUAUCAGCUUAGCUCAUUAGCCGACCAAAAAAAUGGGUUCUGAUAGAAAUCAGAAAUUGUAAGAAUUGAAGCUACAGAAUCGUAGCUACCAUACGCCCGUCGAGCAAGUCGAAAAAGUCUCGUCUGUAACCACCUUAACAUCGUAGCUCGAAACGUCGGUAAAGUCAUUGUCAAAGUGUGCUUAUGUUUUGGAAUUGUGAGUUUUGAUGUUUUCAUUUCUUUUCUGUUAACAAUCUUUAGAAGCAAUUUUGAUUUGCCGGAUGUAAUUACAUAAAUGGUGCUAAUUUCACUGAAACGUGCAUUGUGGCCAAAAGAUUUGUGAUUUGGACUGGAAGGGUAUUAAAAAGUUCGUAAACCAGUAUCAUAAAACAAAAAUGGAAAAAGAAAGAUUUUCACUUUUAUUGUUAGACCCUGGAGAGAUCUAUUUUGAAGAUUUUAGCGCAAUUUUUAUACCUCCAGACACUACUCCAAAAACGUAUGAUACAAAGAAACAGGAUGGUAGACUAAAAAUGUGUUCUAAAUCCUUAGUUUUUGAUCCUAAAGAUAUAAACAAACCAAUAAUAAAAAUUCCAUUGAAAGACUGCAUUAUUAUUGAACAAUGGAAAGGAUGCGCCAAAUUUUUAAACAGCAAUAAUGUGCUUAGUAUAAACUGUAAAGAACACAUUAAACUGUUAGAGAGAAACAUAAUAGCCCCAUAUCAGUUUGAAGGUCCAGAGAACUUUUUGUUUUUACUGAAUUAUGCAAAUAUCACAAAUUGUUUGCCACAGAUUUGUCAGUUACACAGAGCAAGUACUUUACCUGCUGCAGAACAGGCGGAUAUGAUAGCUACUAUUGUCCACUCAAGACAAGCUAGGGACAAUUUUGACCCUAGGUGGAUGGAUUUGUAUGAAAAAAUCAUAAUGGAAACCCAAGCAGACAAGGUGACGCCUCUUGUGGUGAACCCUGGCAGAGUGGUUUUGACAACUUCAAAACUUUAUUUUCAACCCUACAACAAAAUGGGAGAGUAUCCAGUGAAAAUAGACUUAAAAGGCAUAAAAAGAAUAAUCAAAAGAAGGUUUCUACUCAGGCAUAUUGGCUUAGAAAUUUAUUCCAAUGAAAAUUCCACAAAUCCUCAUAUAUAUUUUUCAUUCCGAAGUCAGUCGCAAAGAGAUAGUCUGUAUGAAAGUAUGUUGCAACAACCUGAGCUGAAACUUGAAGAUAUUAGACAGGAUGUUAUCACAUUGCAAUGGCAGAAUGGUGUCAUUUCAAAUUAUGAAUAUCUAUUAUACAUAAACAGCAUUGGAGAUAGGACUAUAAAUGACCUUACACAAUAUCCUGUAUUUCCAUGGAUAGUAUCCAACUAUACAUCUUCAGAUCUUGACCUCACUGACCCUGGAAAUUUUAGAGAUCUCUCGAAACCUAUUGGUGCACUCAAUGAAGUUCGUUUGGAAAGAUUGCUGGAUAGGUACAAUGAAAUGUCCCAUCCGAAAUUCAUGUAUGGUUCCCACUACUCGACGCCAGGGUUCGUACUGUAUUACCUGGCAAGGUUGUAUCCCCACUACGUACUAUGUCUACAAAGUGGAAGGUUCGAUCAUCCUGACAGAAUGUUCAACUCGGUAGCCGACGCGUUCAAGAACUGUUUGAACAACAUGUCUGAUUUCAAAGAGUUGAUUCCCGAGUUCUAUGACGUUUCGGCCGAAGGAAAGUUUUUGAUGAAUAAUAUGGGAAUCAACUUUGGGUACAGACAUAAUUACGUGAAGGUUGGAGAUGUAGAAUUACCUCCCUGGGCGAGCAGCCCUAAGGAGUUUGUAGAGAAAUUGAGGGAAGCUUUAGAAAGUGAAUAUGUAUCAAGGAAUUUGCACCAUUGGAUUGAUUUCAUAUUUGGAUACAAACAAAAGGGGGAAGAAGCUAUCAAAGCACAUAAUUUGUUUUAUUAUCUCUGUUAUGAAGGAGCGAUAGAUCUUGAUUCCAUAUCAGAUCUGAAUCAGAGACAUGCAUUAGAGGUGCAAAUCAUGGAGUUUGGACAAAUUCCUAAACAGCUAUUUACCGUGCCUCAUCCUCAAAGAAAGAUUAUUGGGCCUACUACUUUGGUAGAACCGUAUCAGGUGGAAGAAAAUGAAACUGAAUCUCGGGACAGAUGGAAACGUUUAAAAGACUUCAAAAUGCACACAAGUUUUAAUACCCACAAAAAUUCCGUCAGCUAUCUUUUUAUCAGCGAUGAUGGUGAAAGAAUUACUUCAGUUGGCCACGAUUCGAAGUUGAAAGUGUUCUCAUUGGUGCAAAAUAAGCAAAUCAGGAGUGCCAACAUCGGAAAUUUGCCUUUAAGCAGCUGCUUGCAGCUGCCUAAUGUCAACGUGAUAGUUGUGGCGAGUUGGGAUAAUGAAAUUUCUUUAUAUGACAUGGACUAUGGACGAGUCAAAGAAAGUGUGCUAGCUCACGAAGACGCCAUUACGUGUCUGUGUUUUUCUGAAAAAACAAAUGUCUUGGUAUCUGGCAGUGCUGACUGUAGCGUCAAAGUAUGGAAGGGAUUCAAUAGCAAUGGCGUAAUAAAACCUAUACAGUGCCUGCAGAAGCAAAUUGACCACAACUCUCAAGUCAAUUGUCUCAGCUACAACCAAGAUAACAAUCAUCUAGCAGUGGGCACCCAAGAUGGCGAAAUUUACAUUUGGGCAAUGACAGAUUUCACACUGUUCAAAAAACUAACACUUCACGCCUCUAGCGUCGAUGCAAUAAGUUACAGUCCUGACGGAUUGAAGUUGGCAAUUGGAUUCAACAAUAAAGCCUUCCAAAUAAUUGACGUGAAUAGCGGCAUGCCCGUCUUUAACACAAGACUGGACUCUAGGAUAACCUCCAUGGAAUGGAGCGAUUUUCUGCUGAUUCUUGGUUGUGAAGAUGGUACCCUGUCUGCUUGGGAUAUAUUUGAAGUUAGGCAGCUUUUGGAGAUCCAAGCACAUGAAGGUGCGAUCAAAACAGUUGACAUAUCACCUCAGAAGGAUUUUAUAGCAACAGGUAGUCAAGAUCGUGUGAUAAAGGUUUGGAAACCAGUCAUGCAGUCAUGAUUUUUUAUACUUUAUUGUUUCGUAAGAUUUUAUAUUUUACCAAAAACGAGUUGAGCAAGUAUGUUGUGAUAUUUUUAUUAACAAAUGCGUUUUCUUUUUAAU
Messenger RNA from Acanthoscelides obtectus, 3288 nucleotides. NCBI's taxonomy places the organism in Eukaryota, Metazoa, Arthropoda, Insecta, Coleoptera, Chrysomelidae. The record is from the annotation of a GenBank genome assembly.